Messenger RNA from Episyrphus balteatus (marmalade hoverfly), 726 nucleotides. Its product is annotated as apolipoprotein D-like. NCBI's taxonomy places the organism in Eukaryota, Metazoa, Arthropoda, Insecta, Diptera, Syrphidae. The record is from RefSeq and is a predicted model, not a curated record. Gene Ontology annotation, molecular function: pigment binding. Bases 104 to 682 code for a protein of 192 amino acids. The transcript is spliced from 6 exons.
GUAAUUAUUUAAAUUAUAAGAUAAGACAAUGGUUUGUUUUAUAUAAAAAGCAAAACAAGACCCGAAAAGUCUUAUUAAACUAUCAGAGUUAGAACUUAUAAAAAUGAUUGCCACAAAGAGUAUUUUAGUUAUUGUUGCAGUAAGCCUUUUUGGUCUUGUAGCUGGUUGUCAGGCACAAGUACAAGCUCAAGGAGCAUGUCCAAAUGUGACACUUAUUCCCAAUUUUAACGCUACUGCGUACAUGGGAUUGUGGUAUGAAUCAGCUAAAUAUCCAGCUAUUUUUGAAACCGGUGGCUCAUGUGUAACAGCAAAAUAUACUCUAUUGCCAAAUGGAACAGUUGCAGUUGAAAAUUCUCAAUAUAAUAAAUACACCCAUUCACCUUUAACUAUCAAAGGAAAUGCAGUAGUUGUUGGUAAUGCCAAAUUAUUGGUCAAUUUCCCAUCUGUUCCUGGAGGUGCCAAAACCGGUAGCAAUUACUGGGUCUUACAUACAGACUACGUAAACUAUAGUGUGGUCUUUUCUUGCUCGCAAAAAUCAUCAACAUCUCAUACAGAAAUCUUAUGGAUUCUAACUCGAGCAAAAUCACCAUCAGUUCAAACAAUUCUUGAUGCUGUUAAAGUUAUUACUAAGAACAAGCUUUCAGUUGAUAAUUUGAGAGUAACAGCCCAAGACAAUUGUUAAUAAUAACAAUUUGGAAAUAAAUUAGCUAAUUAUUAGAUGAAAAA